Molecule: messenger RNA, 468 nt
Organism: Capronia epimyces CBS 606.96
Lineage: Eukaryota; Fungi; Ascomycota; Eurotiomycetes; Chaetothyriales; Herpotrichiellaceae
Exons: 1
Coding region: 1-468 (155 amino acids)
Source: RefSeq, a predicted model, not a curated record
AUGACCGUCAUCUUCCCUCUGAUGGCAGCGAUCGGCUUCCGCUCCGACCCCCAUGAACCACUGCAUACGAUCGCGUCAGAUGCCGCCGCCUUGCACAUCAAUGCGUUCGCCAUGGAUGGGUUCAUCGACAAAAUCCUACGCCGGCAGGGUCUGGGCCUGGUUCCGGGUCAGGGUCAGGAAAAAGAAAAAGAAUCAAAAUCAAAAUCAACCCUCAACCCAGCCGCGAUGCUGCAUCUCCAGAAAGGGCUGAGACUUCUCCGUGAGAGGCUUUUGGCCCAAGACGACGACGACACAAAGCUCUCGGAUUCCACCAUUAGCACCGUCGUGAAGCUGGCCAGCGCCGCACACUUCGACGGGGACUCGCACACCGCCAGGCAGCAUAUGGACGGGCUCCGCAAAAUGGUCGCCUUGAGGGGCGGGAUGGAUGUUUUCAAACACCGCAAGCUCCAGACCGAGAUGUUAAGGUAA